Erinaceus europaeus (western European hedgehog) is the source of this 1371-nucleotide messenger RNA. RefSeq names its product voltage dependent anion channel 2 (gene VDAC2). Gene Ontology annotation, biological process: monoatomic anion transmembrane transport. Gene Ontology annotation, cellular component: mitochondrial outer membrane. The record is from RefSeq and is a predicted model, not a curated record. Gene Ontology annotation, molecular function: voltage-gated monoatomic anion channel activity. Lineage: Eukaryota; Metazoa; Chordata; Mammalia; Eulipotyphla; Erinaceidae.
CUGGGGGAGGACUGGGUUGCGGCGGGCGGAACGGUGUCUCCUUCACUUCGCCCUCCAGCCGCGGCAGCCGCAGCUCUGUUGUAAACUCGCCGAGCGGCCUCAGCUUCGAGCGGAGCGGCGGCGGCGGCGGCGGCGGCAGCGGCACCCUUCAGGAGACCACCAGAUCACCUCUUCCCGCGGCCUCGCCAUGGCGACCUACGGACAGUCCUGCCCGCGGCCAAUGUGUAUUCCUCCAUCAUAUGCUGACCUUGGCAAAGCUGCCAGAGAUAUUUUCAACAAAGGAUUUGGUUUUGGGUUGGUGAAACUGGAUGUGAAAACAAAGUCAUGCAGUGGCGUGGAAUUUUCAACAUCUGGUUCAUCUAAUACAGAUACUGGUAAAGUUACUGGGACCUUGGAGACCAAAUAUAAAUGGUGUGAGUAUGGUCUGACUUUCACAGAAAAAUGGAACACUGAUAACACUCUGGGAACAGAAAUUGCCAUUGAAGACCAGAUUUGCCAAGGUUUAAAAUUGACAUUUGAUACCACCUUUUCACCAAACACGGGAAAGAAAAGUGGUAAAAUCAAGUCUUCUUACAAGAGAGAGUGUAUAAACCUCGGUUGUGAUGUUGACUUCGAUUUUGCUGGACCUGCAAUCCAUGGUUCAGCUGUCUUUGGUUAUGAGGGCUGGCUUGCUGGUUACCAAAUGACCUUUGACAGUGCUAAAUCAAAGUUGACAAGGAAUAACUUUGCAGUAGGCUACCGGACUGGGGACUUCCAGCUACACACUAAUGUCAAUGAUGGGACAGAAUUUGGAGGAUCAAUUUAUCAGAAAGUAUGUGAAGAUCUUGACACUUCAGUAAACCUUGCUUGGACUUCAGGAACCAACUGUACUCGCUUUGGCAUUGCAGCUAAGUAUCAGUUGGAUCCCACUGCUUCCAUUUCUGCAAAAGUUAACAACUCUAGUUUAAUCGGAGUGGGCUACACUCAGACUCUGAGGCCUGGUGUGAAACUUACACUGUCUGCCCUGGUAGAUGGGAAGAGCAUCAAUGCUGGAGGCCACAAACUUGGGCUUGCUUGGAAUUGGAGGCUUAAUCCAGCUGGAAGAAACUUCUGGGAAUGGACAUCAGAAGAUUUGGCCUUAAUAUAUUUCCAGUGUGACCAGCAGACUACCCCAUUCCCUCCCCAAGGUGAUCAAAACAAAGGAUGAUUUAAACAAGAGCUGUAUUUUAAAUAUUUAGACAGUUACUUGUUAGCUGGUUUCUAGUUGAAUUGGUUAUCUAUCUAGUUACCAAUACUGCAGUCAUGCAGUCACCUAUACAUUAUUUAAAUGUAUUUAACUGUUAAAUGAGCUGUCCACCAAUAAUGAAAUAGACCUUUAUGAAAACCGUGCAA